AUGCCAGAUUCACCAGACCCUCACCCGCGGCGGCGCCACCGCUCGCCCUCCGGCUCGCCCGCUCCACCUCGCGACCGCCGCGACCGAGAGCGAGAGCGAGAGCGAUUCCGCGACUCCUCGCGCGACAACAGAUCCCACCGCCACGACAGCCACCGCAGCUCACGCAGAGACAGCUCCCGCCGCCGCGAGCACCGUCGCUCGUCGCGCAGUCCCAACGACCGUGAGCGAAGCCGCCGGGACGACGACAGCCACCACCACGACCGAGAUCGAGACCGAGACCGAGACCGCCACCGCCGUCGACACCGGGACUACGACGAUGAAGACUCCUCCCACCGAUCCUCGCAUCGCCGCCGUCGCGAUCGCGACACCAGCAGAGACAGAACCAAGCCCCCCUCUUCCUCCCGCCGACACCGCGACAGUCCCUCGCGCUCCCGCUCCCGCUCCCGCAGUCCACACACCACCACCGCCGCGCCCUCCGCCCCAAUCCGCUCCUCCAAGCCCCUCCCCUCCCAACAAACCGCCUACACCACCGACCUCACCCCCUCAGACUCCCAAGCCCCGGCCGCCGAAGUCGAAAAAGAAAAACCCAACUUCGGCACGACCGGCCGCCUCGCCGCCGAAAGCAACACCGUCACCGUCCACGGCGGCGGCAGCGGCAACGGCCCCACGACCGUCGUGCUCAAAUACCACGAACCGCCGGAGGCCCGCAAACCGCCGGCCAAGGACAGCUGGCGGCUGUAUGUGUUCAAGGGCCAGGACCUGCUGGAGAUGGUGGAGCUGAACGUCCGCAGCUGCUGGCUGGUGGGGCGGGAGCAUUUGGUGGUGGAUUUCCCGCUGGAGCAUCCGAGCUGCUCGAAGCAGCACGCGGCGAUCCAGUUCCGGUUCGUCGAGAAGAAGAACGAGUACGGGGACCGGAUCGGGCGCGUCAAGCCCUACGUGAUCGAUCUGGAGAGCGCGAAUGGGACCACGGUCAAUGGGGACAGGAUCCCCGCGGGCCGGUUUGUGGAGAUUAUGGAUAAGGAUGUCUUGCGGUUUGGGUUGAGUUCGAGGGAGUAUGUGCUUAUGUUGACGAAGCCGGAGUAA
This is a messenger RNA of Aspergillus aculeatinus CBS 121060, 1083 nucleotides long. Its product is annotated as putative FHA domain protein SNIP1. Lineage: Eukaryota; Fungi; Ascomycota; Eurotiomycetes; Eurotiales; Aspergillaceae. Gene Ontology annotation, cellular component: nucleus. The record is from RefSeq and is a predicted model, not a curated record. Gene Ontology annotation, biological process: mRNA splicing, via spliceosome; maintenance of RNA location. Gene Ontology annotation, molecular function: mRNA binding; protein binding. The transcript has 2 exons. The coding region runs from base 1 to 1083 and encodes 360 amino acids.